Schistocerca americana (American grasshopper) is the source of this 5048-nucleotide messenger RNA. It is a transcript of the gene Pgant9, whose product is annotated as putative polypeptide N-acetylgalactosaminyltransferase 9. The record is from RefSeq and is a predicted model, not a curated record. The coding region runs from base 239 to 2206 and encodes 655 amino acids. Gene Ontology annotation, cellular component: Golgi apparatus. The transcript is spliced from 15 exons. Lineage: Eukaryota; Metazoa; Arthropoda; Insecta; Orthoptera; Acrididae.
CGAUGCGGUCCCGUCCCGCGUGCCACUCGUGUCGAAAGCCCGCGGCCUCUGCGAGGCGGUCCGCAGCCCGUGUGUUCAACGUAAACCUUGCUUAGCUGCUGUGAUAACAACGAUCUCCAGACGCAUUUCAGACUAAGCAGAAGGCGGCAUCAUCUCCCUCGUACUCGUCCGCGCUAUGGUGAGCUGACGCGCGGCCUCGCCUGCUCGUGCGCCGCGCCCGCCCCCGCCCGCCCCCGCGAUGGUGACGAAGCUGCUGCUGGUGCCUCGGCGGCGCUCGCUGCUGCUGAAGGGCGCGCUGCUGGUGGCCACCGCCUGGCUGACUGUGGCCGUGCUGCUGUACACCGAGCAGCGGCCCGCCCAGGGCCAGCCCCCGUCCCCGCUGCUGCUGCUGCCGCUGCCGCCCAACCCGCCGCCCAACGCCGACGGGCUCGCCGCCCAGCCGCCCCCGCAGCCGCCGCCCGCGCCGCCCCGCCAGGCCAAGAGACCUGACGAGGAUGUCGCCGAGGCAGAGAACGCCGCCCUGGAGGACAACGAAGUGGCGCCGCCCCCGCGCGCCGGCGGCCGGCACAAGCACCACGCCAAGGCCGACGCCGCCCCCGCAGCCGCGCCCGCCGCCGCCCCCGAGUCUGACGACCGCGCCGCUCUGCAGCCGCCCCCGGGGCCCGGCGGCGCCGUCUCAGAGCCCCCGGGCCACAUGGGGAAGCCCUACGUGCUGCCCAGCAACCUGUCGGCCGAGGUGAAGAAGCGCGUCGACGAAGGCUGGCAGAACAAUGCCUUCAACCAGUACGUCUCCGACCUCAUCUCUGUGCGGCGCAAGCUGCCAGACCCGCGCGACUCUUGGUGCAAGGAGCCAAACAAGUACGACGUGGCGAACCUGCCACCGACGGCGGUGAUCAUCUGCUUCCACAACGAGGCGUGGUCGGUGCUGCUGCGCACCGUACACUCUGUGCUCGACAGGUCACCGGAGCACCUCAUCAAGGAGAUCAUCCUGGUCGACGACUUCUCCGACAUGCCGCACACGAAGCAGCAGCUGGAGGACUACAUGGUGCACUACCCGAAGGUGCGCAUCGUGCGCGCCAAGAAGCGGGAGGGCCUGAUCCGUGCGCGGCUGAUGGGCGCGCGCGAAGCCACGGCGCCCGUCCUCACCUACCUCGACUCCCACUGCGAGUGCACCGAGGGCUGGUUGGAGCCUCUUUUGGAUCGUAUAGCUCGAGACCCAACUACAGUGGUCUGCCCUGUCAUUGAUGUCAUUGAUGACACAACAUUGGAAUACCACUGGAGGGAUUCAGGAGGUGUUAAUGUCGGAGGUUUUGAUUGGAACCUCCAGUUCAACUGGCAUGCAGUACCUGAGCAUGAAAAGAAGAGGCAUAAGAAUGCGGCUGAGCCUGUGUGGAGUCCAACAAUGGCUGGUGGGCUUUUCAGCAUUGACAAGGCUUUCUUUGAGCGCCUUGGAACUUAUGACAGUGGGUUUGAUAUCUGGGGUGGAGAAAAUCUGGAACUUUCAUUCAAGACAUGGAUGUGUGGCGGUACUUUGGAAAUAGUUCCUUGCUCACAUGUGGGUCAUAUAUUUCGUAAGCGGUCUCCAUACAAGUGGCGGUCUGGAGUCAACGUUCUGAAGAGAAAUUCUAUCAGAUUAGCUGAAGUAUGGCUUGAUGAAUAUGCUAAGUACUAUUACCAAAGGGUUGGUAAUGACUUGGGUGAUUAUGGUGAUGUGAGUGGCAGGAAAGAGCUCCGCAAGAAGUUAGGCUGCAAAUCUUUUAAAUGGUAUCUUGACAACAUCUAUCCAGAACUGUUCAUACCAGGCGAGGCUGUGGCAUCUGGUGAGGUACGCAACAUGGGAGUUGGUGGGAAGACAUGCCUGGACUCGCCUGCACGUAAGGCUGAUCUACACAAGCCAGUUGGAACAUAUCCGUGCCAUCGCCAAGGUGGCAAUCAGUACUGGAUGUUAAGCAAAGCAGGAGAAAUCCGCCGGGAUGAAGCUUGUCUUGAUUAUGCAGGACAAGAUGUAAUUUUGUAUCCAUGCCAUGGAUCAAAGGGCAAUCAGUUCUGGCAGUAUCAUCCAGAUACAAAGCUCUUACAACAUGGGAGCAGCAAGAAGUGCCUUGCAAUAAGUGAAAAUAAACAAAAGUUGCAGAUGUUAGAAUGUGAUGAAAACAUGGAAAGGCAGCACUGGAAGUUUGAAAAUUAUGACCCGUCCAAACUUUAAACACCUUGGCCAACUGGAUGAAACCAAAUCAGAUCUACCAGCACUGUGUCAUCACUGCUAGGUCAUUUGACUUGUGAAAUGAGUGUGGUGUGACUGCUGGUGAAGUAAUUGCUAGUCAGUUUGUUAACUGCAUGUAGAAUAUUCACGGUGCAAAUCACCAGGAAACACUUCGCAACUUCAAAAAGUUCUCCAUUGCACCAUUCAGCUUUUACCAGAAGAGACAUAAAAAAUCAUUUGUUGAUAAUGAAAUGAAAUAUACUGAAAAUGACUAGAAAUAGCACAAUGUGUGUGAAUGUAUCAUAUAAUCUCGUGCAUGUUACAACAGUUGGUGAUUCGAUAGCUAUGGUUCCUACGGAACCCUGUGUGCCUAUCAUCAGUCAAUGUUUGAUGCAACAUGAACUACUUUAACUGUGGUUUGAAGAAAUAUAAUGUACGAAUACACGUGAAUCAACUUUUGUCCUGAAAUUUGACAUUACAAAGUGAACACUAUGUACUUAAGAUUUCAAAGACUGAGUAUUCCGGUAUACUAAAAUACUUCCAUUGUGUGUACAUAUAUAUAUAUAUAUUCUGAUGACGAAUGUAAUGUAAAUACAAACUGAAAGCAAAAUUUAUUUAUUUGGUGAGUGUGAUGGUUUAAAUGAACAUUUUAAAGCAUAUCAUCAUUAUACAUAGCUUAGAAGUGAAGAAUGACAUAGAUGGAUACAAGAAUUGGGAGUUCUUUUUAUUGGAAUUCAUUUUAAGGGAGUGUUACAAACUUCAGAAAAUGGUUGAAAAUUUUUGUUGCUUUUAUUUAAUUGUUUACAACAUAGAAUUUUAGCACAAAAUGAUUUUUCUUUUGUGAAAGUGAUAUUUAGUUGGGGAGCAAGCUAAUGCAUUCCAGACGUAGCUGUACAGUGCCAGUAGUAUAAGGAGGUUGUAGGGAUUUUGUAUACCAGUUGCUAUUGCUAAUACUUACAUUUUUAUUUUGUUAAUGAAUAAUGUUCAUGUAUAAAGCAACUGCCAAAUAUUACAGGUAAAUGAGAAAAAGGGAAAAAAAGACCAAAUAAUACAAUGCAGGCAAAAGAUUUGCAAAACUGACCUAAUAUUUUCUUAACAUUGAAAUACUGUGAAGAUAGAAGUAUUUUAAAAAAUUGUGUUAUCAUCAUAUUUUAAGUGUGCAAUAUUAACUGUUUUAUUUGGUUCUCCAUUUGCAAGUCAGUGUUUCAGUGUAGUAUUAUCAUGGUAUUUUGGCCACAUUCAUUUGCUUAUAAUUACCUGUCUUAUACUUAAAGGUAUUGGUAUUCUGAGUUCCUAGUAUUCUCUUUGUAGUUGUGCUAGUUCCUUUUUUUUUAAAAAAAAAGAAAAAAAAAUGUCACAGCUGCAGAUCAGAAAGCCAUACCUAAAAAAGAGUCACCAAUAAGAUUAUUCCAUAGGUCAUCAUUCCUGACCACACAUUCCAUUUUAAGUUGCCUCUACACUGCUACCUCAUUGUGUACACAAGACAUCACACAUUUUCCUUUCUACAACUGUUAAUUAUAUUUGACUUAGAGCUCUUUUAUACAGAAAAAUAAUUAUCUUACCAUUCAUAUUUGUGUAUUAAUUUAAAUCAAUGAGAGCCAUUCAUACUUGUAUCUCAUCAUCAUAUUUGCCAUGAUCCACUUAAACUGUUUUGCAGUUGUGAUAGAUGGAAUAUGGAAUUGGACUUUUCACAUUUGUUUACUAUGAGUGUUAUCAGUGUUAAGUAUCUGGUAACACAAAAAAUCAUUUUGCAAAACGUGAAACAAAAUCAUUAUCUGCAAAAUAUUAAAAAAUGGCUUGCAUCUGGAACAUUUCUUUGUCAGAAUAUUUAACUUCCUUAUGCCACAUGAUCUUUGUUUUCUUCUUACCUGCAUUUAUCAUUAAAGAAAUAAGCUCAGAUGUUUGGUCUUCUCUCUAGGUAAUUUCAUGCCUUAUGUUUUCAUUAGCCACUUGUGAGUUUAUACAGCACUAUGAAACAUUCCUGUAUUACUGUUCAUGCAUUUUCUUUGAAAUGUAACAUAAUUUAAUUUCCUUAUAGUUUCAUCAAGUGGAAAACAGGAUUCCUUUUGUCAAAUGAAAAUUUAGCAACAUCACAUUUUAAACUUGCAUGUGCCAUGGAAGAUUGAGUUUGUACGUCAACAGUUGCAGAAAAUAAGGCUGCAGUACAAUUAAAUAUCUUCUUUUAGAUAGUCCAUAUAACUGUUCUUAAAAGUGCCAAAUUUCUUUUUCUUAUAUCUUCUCUACACACUGCAUUCAUAUUUAAUGGUUACUAUUGUUAUACAUGGUCCAAGAGGAUAAUUUUGUUGAAAUAAUCUUACUGAAUGUUCAUGGCAUGGGCUCUACUUCUAGAUGUCCAGUAAAAACAUGUUUGUUGGCACUAACAGUCAUGUUUAAGUUAAAUGACAGUUAUGUUAUAUAACAAUUAUAUCACUCAUCAAUGUUCCUUAACAGUGAAAUACAAUCCUGCACAAACUAAAUUUCAAAAUAAAACUUCGACAAAUGUAAAAUUUUAGUGUCUUUGUAAGGAACAGUUGAGCUGUGACAUGAGAAACAGGUUUUCUUUUCUUGUAUUUGAUGAAGACAAUGUAUGAUGUCCAAUUUUUUUUAUUGAUAUAACAAAUAUUAUUAGUUCCUGGAAGUCAUGGACAAUGUGUUCAAAAGAACAAGAUGUAACUUGCAUUGAGCCCAAUUUGUUUACAACUCAUUUGUCAGUGAAAUAAGGAUAGACACUGCUGUCAACAGAACUUGUACACCAAUUAAUUUUAAUAAUGGACUAAGAUUACUGUGCCUUACUUGGUGUAAUAUAUGCAAAUAAAAAAGUGAAAAUUUUGUGUUUUGGAAAAAA